AUUUCUCAUAUUGGAAAGCUGAAGGAUUUUCUUCUGCAACACAGAAAGGAUUACAUUAAUGCUUACAGCCAUAUCACGUCUGAGUACGUGCGGAUGACAGACACGGAGCGUGAUCAGAUAGACCAAGAUGCUCAAAUAUUUAUGAGGACGUGUGCCGAUGCCAUUCAUCAGCUGAGGACAGAAGCACACAAGGGUGUCCAGUCUGCUCAGGUAAAGGAGCACAGAACAGCUGUCUUGGACUUCAUUGAAGAUUACUUAAAAAGAGUGUGUAAGCUGUAUUCUGAACAGAGAGCCAUCCGAGUUAAGCGAGUGAUAGACAAGAAGAGACUGUCCAGACUUGAACCUGAGCAGAGCAAUGUGUCCAAAUCACCUCUUUCCCCUGAAAAAUCUCCACAGAAUUCUUUAGAUGAUUCUGAAGAAAAGCUUUCUGCUGAGGAAAGCAAAGACAGGAAUGUGCCUGAUGCCCAAAGUAACCUUGGAUUAUGGGGGGAUGGCAAAGGUGAAGAUGAGCUGUCACCUGAAGAAAUACAAAUGUUUGAACAGGAGAACCAGCGACUGGUUGGUGAAAUGAACAACCUCUUUGAUGAAGUCAGACAAAUUGAAGGAAAAGUGGUGGAAAUCUCCAGGUUACAAGAGAUAUUCACUGAAAAAGUCCUGCAACAGGAAACCGAUAUUGACAAUAUUCACCAAUUAGUUGUGGGUGCAACGGAGAACAUCAAAGAAGGCAAUGAAGACAUAAGAGAGGCCAUCAAAAACAACGCUGGAUUUAGAGUAUGGAUCCUAUUCUUCCUUGUGAUGUGUUCAUUUUCCUUGCUUUUCCUGGACUGGUAUGAUAAUUAAUUAAAAAGAUAAUAUUGUCUACAU
Mesitornis unicolor (brown roatelo) is the source of this 864-nucleotide messenger RNA. It is a transcript of the gene STX18, whose product is annotated as syntaxin 18. Gene Ontology annotation, molecular function: SNAP receptor activity. Gene Ontology annotation, cellular component: membrane; SNARE complex; endoplasmic reticulum. Gene Ontology annotation, biological process: retrograde vesicle-mediated transport, Golgi to endoplasmic reticulum; intracellular protein transport. The transcript has 10 exons. The record is from RefSeq and is a predicted model, not a curated record. NCBI's taxonomy places the organism in Eukaryota, Metazoa, Chordata, Aves, Mesitornithiformes, Mesitornithidae. The annotation marks the transcript as partial.